CACUGGCAGAGGACAAAUACCCGACUCGAUCCCGCUGUAUCUCACUGCUCCACCGCGACUUACCUGGAGAAGAAAUGGCAAACUCCGACCGAGCCGACACUGCAAUAGCCUUCGUCUACAGGGGCACGUUUGUCCACUCGACUCAACAAAAGGCGCUACAGAUCCUGAAAGAUGCGCUCCUGGGAGUGGAUACACAGGGAAAGAUUGCUUUUAUCGAGGAAGGCAAGGAGUUAGAAAAACUGUCCCAGACCUUUGGAUUCAAGACAUCUGACAUCACUCAGCUGGCACAACAUGAGUUCUUCAUGCCAGGACUUGUAGAUACCCACAUCCAUGCAUCACAGUACAGCUACGCUGGCACAGCAUUGGACAUGCCGUUACUGCAGUGGCUUAAUGCUUACACCUUUCCUGUGGAGUCACGCUUCAAGGACUUGGAGUUCGCCCGCAAGGUCUACACCCAAAUAGUGAGAAGAACUCUGAGAAAUGGAACAACAACUGCUUGCUACUUUGCUACAAUUCACACUGAAGCCUCUCUGUUGCUGGGCCAGAUUGCAAAUAACUUUGGACAGCGUGCUUUGGUUGGCAAGGUGUGCAUGGACAGGAACGACUGUGUGAAACAUUACAAAGAGACUUUGCAGGACUCUCAAGACGAGACCUGUCGGUUCAUUAAAGAGCUCCUGAACAAAAAGUACCCUUUAGUGAAGCCUGUGGUGACUCCCCGUUUCGCUCCAUCCUGCACAGGAGCGUUGCUCGAGCAGCUGGGAGAAAUCGCUAAAAAUAACAACCUGCACAUUCAGAGUCAUAUCAGUGAAACUCUCGAGGAAGUAAAGCUUGUAAAGGAACUGUUUCCCGAAUCAGAGUCUUACGCAGAUGUCUAUUACAAACACAACCUGCUCACUGACAAGACAGUGAUGGCCCAUGGGUGCCACCUCAGUGAUGAAGAGUUGGCUCUGUUCAGAGAGACUGGAGCCUCUUUGUCCCACUGUCCCAAUUCCAACUUUUCGUUGUGCAGUGGAGUGUUAAAUGUCCGCAACGUCCUGAAACACAAAGUGAAGUUGGGGCUGGGAACAGAUGUGGCCGGAGGUUACUCCGCCUCUAUGCUCGAUGCCGUGAGGAGAGCUCUGGAUGCAUCUAAAGUCUUGACCAUCCAGGACCCAAAAUACAAAACACUCAGUUUUGAGGAGGUGUUCAGAAUAGCCACACUGGGAGGCAGUCAGGCCUUGUCCUUAGAUGACCAAACAGGGAACUUUGAAGUUGGCAAAGACUUUGAUGCCCUGAGGAUUAAUGUAGCUGCUGAGGGUGGGCCUAUCGAUCUCAUCCAGGACGAGGAACCAAAGAUUCUUUUGGAAAAAUUCUUGAAUUUGGGUGAUGAUCGUAACAUCGCGGAGGUGUUUGUAGCUGGCAGGAAGGUGGUGCCGAUCACAGAGUAAAUACAACUGUACCUGUCUCACAGCCUAAAAUACAGGUCCAGGAUAUCCAACACGACAGCAAUCAGCCCUGUGCCUGCACAACAGACAAAAUUGAAUUAAUCAGAGCAUAAAACAGAGACUGUAUUUCAAUUCACACAAGCCCAGUGGUCACCUAAGCCUGAAUACAGUCUGCUGCAUGCGUCUUUAAGCAUAACUGCUACGCUGUAAAAAGGAGAAUAAGGGAUUUAAUUACUGAACUUUGCACUUUUUUAGACAACUGUUGCCAGUAGUGAAACAGGCAUGUGUCAUUUUUACCUACUACUAACGCACCACUGCUCUCUGAUUAACAAAGCACUUUUUUAAAUCUUCGUUUUGUUCACAAAGACAUCAUGCUUAUUAUUUAAACUUCUUUCUUAAACUUGUUUUUUUUUUUUUUUUUAAUCCAGCUGAAGUUUUAAAUACUAGUUUUCUAUUGCAGGUUGAUAUUUAAGUGUCACAAUUGUCCACGAAGUUUCGUGCUAGUGAUGUAAAGCUGCUCAGUGUGCCACUGCAGUGCCUGACCCGAUUAUCUUCAGUGGUUGAUGCUCCAAUUUAUAAUGCUUGUGCAGCUAAAGCAUCCUUUGUGAUUCAAAGACUGGAACUGACUCGACUUCUGAUUAUAAAAUACCAAAUAGCACAUGAUUAUACAACCCCAAUUCCAAAAAUCCUCAAAAAAGUUGGGACAGGGCCAUGUUUGUAGGACUGUGCAUCCCCUCUUCUUUUAGCAGCAUCCAUAAACAUUUAGGAAGUGAGGAGACAGAUUUCUGGACUUUUUGAGGAGGAAUGUUGUCAUAUAUUGGCCUGACAUACCAUUGUAGCUGCUCAACAGUCCUGGAUCUUCUUUCCUGUGUUUUCCAUUUCGUGAUAUGCCUGGACUGCAGGCAGGCCAGCACCCAGACUCUUCUACUAUGAUGCCAUGCUGUUGUAAGAGCUAUGCAGUUUAGCAGUGAACGUGUUUCUGAGCCCAUGCACUGACUUCCAUGACAGAGUCAAGCCUGUUUUCAGUGCAGUACUGCCCGUGGGCCCAAACAUCACAUGCAUCCAAUGCUGAUUUUCAGCCUUGUCCUUGCACACAGAGAUUUCUCCAGAUUCUCUGAAUCUUUUGAUGAUAUCAUGUACUGUAUGAGAUAAGAUGACUGCGAAGAAUGUGAUGUGAUAUUCACAGUCUCCCCAGUUUUAUGUUGAGGAACGUUACUCUGAAAUUGCUCCACAAUUUGUGGGUGAAGGUUUUUGCAGAUUGGUGAACCUCUGCCCAUCUGUACUUUAAGAAACUCUGCCUCUCUGAGAUGCUUUUUGUAAUCAAUUGUUUCUCCAGCUGUUUCUUUUUAGUACCACUUACCUUUCCAGCCUUUUCUUGUCUUCCGCUCACUGUUUUGAGACGUGCUGCUGACAUCAUAUUCAAAAUGAACCAAUACCGGUGGUCAUAAAAAUCCAUAGUCAGCUUUAAUUCACUGAGAAUAUUCUCAGUGCAUCAGUACUGCCAGUUAUAGUUCAAACAGACUAUGUAUAGGUUACUGUUACAAACUUUUUCAGCUGUUAAGGAAUGAAGAAAAUAAUAAUGUGAACUUAUUGCAUAAUAUGUAUUAGCUUUAAUACUUGUAUUUAAGACAA
Messenger RNA from Oreochromis niloticus (Nile tilapia), 3056 nucleotides. RefSeq names its product guanine deaminase (gene gda). The transcript has 14 exons. The record is from RefSeq and is a predicted model, not a curated record. Gene Ontology annotation, biological process: guanine catabolic process. Gene Ontology annotation, cellular component: cytosol. NCBI's taxonomy places the organism in Eukaryota, Metazoa, Chordata, Actinopteri, Cichliformes, Cichlidae. Gene Ontology annotation, molecular function: zinc ion binding; guanine deaminase activity. Bases 75 to 1427 code for a protein of 450 amino acids.